AUGCCGUUACCCAUGGUACUUCGUAAUUGUAACACAUUGCAAAAGCCUAAGGUUUUUUUUCACCAGAUACCACACACGUUCAAAUUUGCCAGUAUGCAACCGACUAAGCAAUCAGGCAAAGUCGAUGCUCUGAACUUGAAUGGUAGCGAACCAGGCAUGAUAGAAAGCAUAGCGCGCAGAGAAGUACCGCAGGCCUCGAUCCACGCUAAUCGUCGCUUUCGUUUCAAGUCUUUCUUUCCAGUCGCUGUCUCUACAAUUGGGCUUGUAGUUCUAUUGGGAUCAAUGAAAAACACGAGAACACUUAGUGAGGUGCUAUUGGCAAAUCGAGAUAUUGACAAGACCAUUGCCAAAUCUUACACCGAAAACGAUGUUAUAUAUUCGGUCGAGCAAGGUUCCAUUGAAAACAAUCUCACACAAACUGGCGCUCUUUUCACACCAAAUGGCCGCAGGAAGGAAAGAACGAGAAGCGGGCCAAACAACAAGCCUCCUCAAAAGUACCGCCGUGAUCGACAAGGGCAACGAAUGAAAAUAUCCGGCCCCGUCCUAAUUAUGAGCUUGCCUAAAUCGGGCACCACGUCACUACAAAAGUACUUUCAAUGCGGACUAGCCACGCGUGGAGCGUCCGCUCAUUACUGGUCCUAUGAUUUUCAAGACCAGAUUGGAAAGUGCAUGGAAUCCAAUCUGAAAGAAAAUAUUCCUGUGUUGACUGGUUGCGGUAUCAAAAACGCCACGACAGCAUUCUCCGAUUUUGGACUUGUCCGGCAGAAGAACGAAGGACAAGGAUGUUUUUAUCCCGGCUUUAGCGACGAGUUUUGGAACAACCUUGCGGCAUAUUAUCCGAACGCCACAAUUGUGCUAGGUACCCGUGGAGCGGAGAGUUGGCACAAAUCUGCUGAGAAGUGGGCAAGUGGGUCUCUCAUUUAUCGAUGGAGGAGGCAUUGCGACAAUUUUCCCGGGAUGAAUGGGACUGCGGCUGACUUUGCAGCUUUCUAUCGCAGAUACUCCGACAUGGUUAAGACGAGAGCUGCGAAACACAAUCUUCGAUACGUUCAUGUCGCCCUGGAAGAUCCGGAAACUCCUCUGCGAUUGCAUGGGCAAAUUGGUUUCCGAGUAGACUGUUUCAAGGUUUGUAGACCCAAGACCGGUUGUACUGGCUUCAAUCCGUUAGAGCACUAA
Molecule: messenger RNA, 1176 nt
Organism: Phaeodactylum tricornutum CCAP 1055/1
Lineage: Eukaryota; Bacillariophyta; Bacillariophyceae; Surirellales; Neidiaceae
Exons: 1
Coding region: 1-1176 (391 amino acids)
Source: RefSeq, a predicted model, not a curated record